AUGUCCAACUUGUCAGAUCCUAGCGCGGAGGUGGUGGCGUUGUCGCCGACGACGCUUAUGGCAACGAACCGAUUUGUGUGCGAGAUAUGUAACAAAGGGUUCCAAAGAGACCAGAACCUGCAGCUGCACAGGAGAGGGCAUAACCUGCCGUGGAAGCUGAAGCAGAGGAGCACAACCGAGGUGAGGAAGCGGGUCUACAUCUGCCCCGAAUCCAGCUGCGUCCACCACAACCCGGCCAGAGCGCUCGGGGAUCUGACCGGGAUCAAGAAGCACUUCAGCCGCAAGCAUGGGGAGAAGAAAUGGAAAUGUGACAAGUGCUCUAAGAAGUACGCUGUCCAGUCCGACUGGAAGGCCCAUCACAAGACCUGUGGCACCAGGGAGUACAAGUGUGACUGCGGCACCAUCUUCUCCAGGAGAGAUAGUUUCAUCACUCACAGAGCCUUCUGUGAUGCACUAGCUGAAGAGAACAACAAAGUAAACCAAGGGCAAGGGAUGAUGACCCAUACCCAGCAGAUGCCCGAUCUCAUGCCCACAUCCAACUUCGCUGCUGACUACACCAAUCAUUUCGAGCCCAAAAAGUCCCUCCCGCAACCGCAAGACCUCACCCCCACGCCCUUCAAGCCCAUGAACGUCGUCGGUGGGAUGUUCUCCACCACCUCAGGGACUCUGUUCGGUGGGCCCCGCAAUAUGUCCUCCUCCACCUCAUCCGCUACCCUCCACCUCAGCUCCAACGCUGCCGGCGCCUCCUCCUCCUCGGGUUUCGGUUAUCUCCAGGACGGCAGCGGGAAAGGCGGGCCGCAGAUCCCGGGCUCGGCCCACAUGUCCGCAACAGCCCUUCUGCAGAAAGCGGCCCAAAUGGGGGCCACCACCAGCAAUAACUCCCCAAUGAUGCACAAGGGCUUCGCCGGCAGCAUCACUGCUGGUGGGGCCCAAGACCAGAUGGCACCAAUUCCUCGUCCACAACACUCGCAACCAAUAUUGCCAUCCUACAGUGGCACUCAACAACAACUCUGUCACCCCAAUCCUUACGAUCAUCACUUCUCCUCGCAACCCGAUCACCAGACCAACAUUGCUGGACUCAGCGGCGGCGGCGGCGGCUCGCCCACCGCGUUCAUGCAGAAAACGUCGCAGGAGAUGUCGCAGUUGUUCGAUGCGGCAACCGGCGGCUCUUCCAUGAAUGACAUGGGGAUGUUUGCCAGCAUCUUUAUGGCGGGAGAUCACCACAGCCCUGCGCCUCCCGUGGGUUUCUCAAAGAGCUUGGGGCUUCACCAAGAUAAUCUCAGCGGCGGUGGUUCUAGAUUCGGGAGCGAAUUGGCAAGUGACGUAACGACCCGUGAUUUUAUGGGGGUUGGAGGGUCUACACCUGCCAACUUGCAGGAGCAGCAACAACAAAGACUAGAGAUAGAGGCGUUGAGUCAACAACAGCAGCAGCAGCAGCAAAGGAUGGCGCCAACGCUGAAUAACUACCAACAACAGCUCUCAUUAGGAGAAGCUGGAUUGGAUAAGCCCAUUUGGGAUGUCUAAUCCUAAAUCUUGAUCAACGAUACUAGUAAAACCUAGCCUGCUCCCUUUAACAGAGAAAAAGGUGUGCUCUCGUAUUUGGUAAUUGUAUGUGGAGUAGAGGGUUAGCCUGUGACAUUCAAUGGACCAAUAUGUACAAGCCCAAACGAGACUGCUCCCAAGGUUGAUGCAAUCGUCGAGUACAUGUGCUGCAACAAAUAAAUUCUCACUACAGGAAAACUGGUUUUUAGUCAGGGGAACUUAUUCAUGGAAUGAUUCCCGUAAUAAGGAGUGCACUAAUAGUC
Linum tenue is the source of this 1805-nucleotide messenger RNA. NCBI's taxonomy places the organism in Eukaryota, Viridiplantae, Streptophyta, Magnoliopsida, Malpighiales, Linaceae. The record is from the annotation of a GenBank genome assembly.